This is a messenger RNA of Aspergillus aculeatus ATCC 16872, 1659 nucleotides long. RefSeq lists its product as uncharacterized. The transcript has 2 exons. Bases 1 to 1659 code for a protein of 552 amino acids. The record is from RefSeq and is a predicted model, not a curated record. Gene Ontology annotation, cellular component: membrane. Lineage: Eukaryota; Fungi; Ascomycota; Eurotiomycetes; Eurotiales; Aspergillaceae. Gene Ontology annotation, molecular function: metal ion transmembrane transporter activity. Gene Ontology annotation, biological process: metal ion transport; transmembrane transport.
AUGACGAACCUGCCAGCAGUUGAGCAGGAGCACGAAUACGACGAGCCUCCCGACAACGGUGGAGCUCGAUUCUUGCGAUUACGAGUCCGGUCUCUGAAUCGCAAUUCAUUACACUCGGUCGCCUACAUGAGCCACUUGGCAAGCUAUCUCGAUCAGCCUUAUCAGAAGCCUUCCCUACAAUAUCUUCCCGAUCGAGCGGCCGUCUCAUCUGCGCGGAGCGACAAUGUCUUUCUCUACUCGUACUCGCUUGCCCAUGCCGAACAGCCAGACCCCCGGGUAUAUCAAGAGGUGUCUCAAUUCCAAUCUGCUGGUGAAGACAAACAGGCUGAGCUCGUCUUCCUCACCGGAUAUCCCUCCCCGCAGUGGCUAAAUGCGGUAGUGGCGCGAUACGGGAUCGAUCAUCGAUUCUUACACAGGCAUCUUGACUUCUUGCCGACCGGGCAGAGAGACUGGUACGCGGUCCCCGGUAUACCUUCCCGAUCCCAGCAGUUCAUUCAGAUCGUGGUGCCAUGCAUCGUAUUUACUGGGCAUGAGGGUCGGUUUGUUCCGGCGGAAGAUCUCCAGCAGGCUCGCUUCGCAUGUGCGGAGCUGCUGCGACAAAAAUCCAAGAGCUUCUUCGGGCGGACAGGCACUCCCGCGGGUCAGACGAUUGUGCGCGGGGCCAACAUUCAUAGUGGCGAGGCGAUGGUGCUGGAGCAUGCCAUUACUGUCUGUGUGCGGACAGACAGCGAAGCAUCGAAGAUGUGGAGCGAUGUAGCCAGCGAUGAUAUCUCGAACUACAUUCCCGUCCCUGACGUGAACGCUUUCCGGAACGUGGCCGGUGCUCUCGAGUGCUGCCCGGUGUUCUUCGAGAAGCAUCUUGACACCCAACAACCGGGCUCGAGAAGCAAAGCCUCUGGCAGUCUAGGGAGCAGCGUGCAAGCCUUAUCGGUCUUGGCCACUGACUUUGGACACACUCUUGAGUGGAGUGCCGUGCAGCAGGACCCUGUCCUCGCGCUCGAGGAGCUGUUCGCGUUCCAGUCCGUCGCGGCGAUGCAGUACCUGAACAUGCUGCGCAAGGACAUCACGCAGGCCAUGCAUCGCACCCAGACCAUAGACGUGGCCUCAUUGAACAUGGAAGAUAUCUCAAACUUUGAGUAUACGAAGACCGUCCUGGUCCGAUGGGCUGCGCACUUCCGCGCACUGGGCCAGGCGCUGGACCCUGACUGUCCCGGCAGCCCCCUCGCUCCACGACCCCAUGGGAUGUUCCCCUCACGAGAAAAAAUGUUGGCCAUAAAACGGCGCGACCUGGAAUUCCUCGCCGCAGAGACUCAGGUAUUAAUUGAGCUGUGCGACAGUGGGAAGGCGACGAUCAUGGGCAACUUUUCCAUCGCUGAAUCCAGGCGUAUGGCGGAGGAAUCGCGGCUGGUCGGGCAGCUGACCAAGCUGACCAACCGGUUGACUUUCAUCUUCCUGCCGAUCUCAUUUGUCACCUCGGUGUUCGGGAUGAACUUCAAGCAAUUUGGACAAGGGCCCCUGGAUAUCUGGAUCUGGGUGGCCGUCACGGUGCCCUUACUGGUGGUGUGUAUGAUUCUCGUGGAGUGGCGGAUCUCGGUUCGAGCUUUGGUUGAGAAGGCAUGGGCCAGAUUACGAAGACCUAAAUCCUUAGGAGGUGGCUGA